This is a messenger RNA of Coniosporium apollinis CBS 100218, 351 nucleotides long. RefSeq names its product prefoldin subunit 2. Gene Ontology annotation, biological process: protein folding. The record is from RefSeq and is a predicted model, not a curated record. The coding region runs from base 1 to 351 and encodes 116 amino acids. Lineage: Eukaryota; Fungi; Ascomycota; Dothideomycetes. The transcript has 3 exons. Gene Ontology annotation, cellular component: prefoldin complex; cytoplasm. Gene Ontology annotation, molecular function: protein folding chaperone.
AUGCGCAAAGCAUUUUGGCUAACCCGCAAACCAGAGCUUCAGACGCAGUACUCGAACUACAAGAACAACCUCCAACAGAUCGCACAGAAGAUCGGCGACGUCGAGCAAGAAGCCGAAGAGCACAAGCUCGUACUAGAGACACUCGAACCGCUGCCCGGGGAACGGAAGUGCUUCCGCCUAAUCAACGGCGUCUUGGUGGAAAGAACGGUGAAGGAUGUAGUGCCGGCGCUUCGGAUGAAUUCCGACGGCUUGAAGAAGGUCCUGGACGAUCUGUUGAAGCAGUACAAGUCGAAGCAGGAUGAGAUGGAGAAGUGGAAGAAGAAGAACAAUAUCCAAGUCGUCCAGCAGUGA